AUGGCAAAUGGACGCCUCACAGAGAUAGCUUUGACAGAUCCUAAGAGGGCCAAGAAGAUUUUGGCAAAUCGCCAGUCUGUGGCAAGGUCAAAGGAGCGCAAGAUGAGGUACAUUCAAGAACUCGAGCAUAAGGUACAGAUCUUGCAGACAAAGACGACUACACUUUCAACACGGUUGACAAUGCUGCAGAGGGACUCUGGAGGACUUGUGACUCAUAACAAUGAGUUGAAAAUAAGGCUGCAAGCAAUGGAGCAACAGGCGCAGCUGAGAUAUGGUAUGCUUCUUAUGGCCCCAUUCUUCAUUUCUUUUGGUGAAAAUUAA
Molecule: messenger RNA, 321 nt
Organism: Triticum turgidum subsp. durum (durum wheat)
Lineage: Eukaryota; Viridiplantae; Streptophyta; Magnoliopsida; Poales; Poaceae
Source: the annotation of a GenBank genome assembly